AUGGCGGAGGCGCACGUCAUCGCGAUAUGCGUCGCGGUGGCCGCGCUGGCGCUCGCCGCCGCCGUGCUGGGCGUCGUCGGCGAGGCAACCAAGUCCAAGUCUUACGUUCGGUACGACGGCGUGAACUGCGUGUACCGUCGGACGCCGGCGUUCGGCUGCGGGAUCGCCGGUGCCGCGGCGGUGCUCGCCGGCCAGGCCGUCGUCGCCGCCGCCACCGGCUGCUGGGACCGCUGCCGCCGUGCUCGCUCCGACCACCGCCGCGUCGCCGUCGUCUUCUCCUCGGUACUCUCAUGGCUUCUGGCGACCGUGUCGGCGGCGGCGUUCGUCGUCGGCGCGUUCAGGAGCCAGAGCGGCGAGCGGCGGCGGAGGGAGGACGGCGUCGAGACCUACUACAGGUGCACCGUGCUCGUGGCCGGGGUGUUCGCCGGCGCGUCGUCCCUCGCGCUCCUCGCGGCCGCCGUCGGGAUCGCCUCGUACGUCGCGCUCGAGGCGGCGGCGGCGGCGCCGUGCUGGGAGGAGCGCCGCCUGGGCGUCGCGGCGGCGGGGCAGCCGGAGCAGGGUCGUCGUGGUCAUGGUUGUCCGUCGUACGGAUCAAACAAGACCAUGCUGGAACUGUUUGAAGACGAAGCUGCCUGA
Molecule: messenger RNA, 636 nt
Organism: Oryza sativa Japonica Group (Japanese rice)
Lineage: Eukaryota; Viridiplantae; Streptophyta; Magnoliopsida; Poales; Poaceae
Product: protein VASCULATURE COMPLEXITY AND CONNECTIVITY
Source: RefSeq, a predicted model, not a curated record